AGUCAAUCAUGUUCUGUUUGUUGCGAGACGUUAGGUCUCGCGCUCACUUAACAUGGCCCCGGAUGCUGAAAUUCGAGACAAACUUUGAAAACCGGAAUCCCAACUUUCGAGGGAACACGCUCCUCCGAGGGAAGGGCCAAAAGCAAGUGGGCGAAAGCAAUGCGGACGGACCAGCGCUGAAUCAAUCAGUCGGCUGGGAUCGGGCCUUGCGUGUGGAAACGUGGGAAGCAUCUCCGGGUGGUAUUGUGGGGAAAGAACAUCUCGAAGAAGACUGGCACGGAUUGAAAGGAGUGAGAGAAGCACACCCAGGUCAACGGACGGCCGAGUCAGCGCGGCUGGACAGGCGUGUAUGUACCUUGAACUGCCAUAAUGCUGCGAUCUUUCACCAUGGGGUUAUGGCAUUCGUGCUCCAUUCACUUCCAGAUAAUCACCUCGGGGCACCACUCGUCCGGUGAUUUCAUGAGUGGGUUGAGUAAAUCGAGCCAACGCCUUGCCAGAGCUUCCGUUCUUGAUUCGUGCGGGCUGCCUCCGUGUACUGCACCUG
Molecule: messenger RNA, 544 nt
Organism: Mycena citricolor
Lineage: Eukaryota; Fungi; Basidiomycota; Agaricomycetes; Agaricales; Mycenaceae
Source: the annotation of a GenBank genome assembly